Myotis myotis is the source of this 1292-nucleotide messenger RNA. It is a transcript of the gene CCN5, whose product is annotated as cellular communication network factor 5. Bases 395 to 1147 code for a protein of 250 amino acids. Gene Ontology annotation, molecular function: heparin binding; integrin binding. Gene Ontology annotation, biological process: signal transduction; cell adhesion. The record is from RefSeq and is a predicted model, not a curated record. NCBI's taxonomy places the organism in Eukaryota, Metazoa, Chordata, Mammalia, Chiroptera, Vespertilionidae. Gene Ontology annotation, cellular component: extracellular region; extracellular matrix. The transcript has 5 exons.
CUCCGAAGCCGCCCAGAGAUCGGGCCACAGGGCUUUGGAGGACUUGGGUCAGCUCUGCUAAGGGGGUGUCUGCCCAGCGCUUCCUGGAUCCACAGCCCCCCGGGGUUGGGCAGGGGGUCUGGGCAGGGCUGCAGCAGAUACAGCCAAGGCUUGGGAAGGCCCUCGUGGGCUGGGAGGAGCUACAGAGGCCCCUGCCAGCCUGUCACAGGCUCUCAGUGCUGACAUUGGCUCUGGCUUUCACACACACACACACACACACACACACACACACACACACUCACACACACUCGCACACACUGGCAGGCACCCCCUUGGUGGCCUCCACGUUCUCACCUUCAGACUUACAGGUCCUGCCUCCCAGGCUCAAAGCUGGCUCCGUGGGGGACACAGUGACAUGAGAGGCACACCACAGACCCACCUCCUGGCCUUCUCCUUCCUCUGCCUCCUCUCUAAGGUGUGUGCCCAGCUGUGCCCAAUGCCGUGUACCUGCCCCUGGCCGCCGCCCCAAUGCCCACCGGGGGUGCCCCUGGUGCUGGACGGCUGCAACUGCUGCCGACUAUGUGCACGGCGGCUCGGGGAGCCCUGUGACCACCUCCACGUCUGUGACUCCAGCCAGGGCCUGGUGUGCCAGCGCGGGGCGGGCCCUGGAGGCCAGGGGGCCGUGUGCCUCUGGGGAGAGGAUGACGGGAGCUGUGAGGUGAACGGCCGCCGGUUCCGGGAUGGGGAGGCCUUCCAGCCGCACUGCAGGAUCCGCUGCCGCUGCGAGGAUGGCGGCUUCACCUGCGUGCCCCUGUGCAGCGAGGACGUCCGGCUGCCCAGCUGGGACUGCCCGCACCCCCGGAGGGUGGAGGUGCCGGGCAAGUGCUGCCCUGAGUGGGUGUGCGACCAGGCAGGGGCGCUGGGGGGCCAGCCCCUCCUGGCCCCAGGACCUCAGGCUGCUGGCCUUGUCGCUCCCCCGCCUCCUGGGGCGCCCUGCCCAGAAUGGAGCACAGCCUGGGGCCCCUGCUCGGCCACCUGCGGGCUAGGCGUGACCACCCGCGUGUCCAACCAGAACCGCUUCUGUAGACUGGAGACCCAGCGCCGCCUGUGCCUGCCUGGGCCCUGCCCACCUGCCGGGGGCCACAACCCCCUACUCAGUGCCUUUUAGAGCUGGCCCAGCGGGCAGCCAUCCAGCCCCGGUACUCCCUCUGGGCCCUGGAGGACAAGAAUGUCACAGCAGCCUGGGCCCUCUGGACCCUGAGAUAGACCGGGGAUGCAUGCCUUCGUCCUGUUCCCUCUAACUCCCAGCCUGG